CUGUAACAAUAGAGACAAGGUGUGAAGAAAAAAAGGUGACGAAGAAAAAAGGACAAAAACAAGCUUAUUUGCUGAACCGAGGUGACACCACACAAGGAUAUCCUCACUAUCUCCAGUUUUAAACAUCUGCACAGGUUGGCCUCCAGAGACAUGGAUAUAUUCAUGCAUGGGGAUUUCAGUGUGAUUGGUAACACCAGUCAUGACACGGGACGAGAAAGACUAGAAGGCAUCAGAAGUCAAGGGCUCAACAACAGCGACCCCCUGGAUAUGUUUAUAGGGAUGGAGCUUCUUCUACGUUUCCGGCCUCUCUUCCUGCCUCUCUACUGCCUCGUGGUGAUCGUGGCUGGUGUUGGAAACUCCUUCCUGUUGGCCUGCAUCUUAUCUGACAAGAAGCUCCACAAUGCUACCAACUUUUUCAUUGGAAACUUGGCAGCUGGAGACCUGCUGAUGUGUUUGAGUUGCGUUCCACUGACUGUGUCGUAUGCCUUCGACAGCCAUGGCUGGGCGUUUGGGAGACCCCUGUGCCACCUGGUGCCCCUGCUGCAAUGUGCCACCGUGUUUGCAUCAGUGCUUUCACUCACUGCCAUUGCUGUGGACCGCUAUGUGGUUGUAGCUCACCCCGUACGGAGGAGGAUCUCUGUGUGGGGUUGUGGUGCGAUCACUCUGGCGGUCUGGCUUUUAUCUCUGGCCCUGGCGGCGCCCCCAUCUCUCUACACUCGCUAUCUGGACCUGCGACCCAGCGGCAUAGACCUGGUAGUGUGUGAGGAAUUCUGGCCUCAAAGUGGCAAUCUCCGGCUUCUCUACUCCUGCUUUAUACUCAUAGCUUCCUAUAUGAUCCCGCUGCUGUCUGUCAGCAUUUCCUAUUGUGCCAUUACUGUCAGCCUGAAACGCUAUUCUGUUCCCGGGGAGCCGUCCAACAGCCAGCAGUGCUGGAGCCAAAGAAGGAAGAAGACUUUCUCUCUGCUGGUUGCCUCAGUGCUGGCGUUCGCUCUGUGUUGGCUGCCCCUGCAGGUGCUGAACCUGUUGCUGGACCUGGACCCAGACUUCCACAUGAUAGGGAAGCGCUACAUAAACGUCUUACAAGUCUGCUGUCAUUUAGUGGCAAUGAGCUCCGCGUGUUAUAACCCCUUCAUCUACGCCUCGCUGCACAGCAAGGUGCGCAUGCACCUCAGAGGCUACUUCUUUCCCUGUCGCAAUAAUCAGAGCGGGAUGGUGGAGAGGGUGACGUCCAGGAGCUGAUUUCUGACUGUACCCCCUCCCGCUAUGAGACCACCAGAGCCCUACAAGACCACACCUGCAGCCCCUAACACCAAUGUUAACGUCUGAGGUGUCCAGGAGAUAUAAACCAACUGCUUCACAUUGAUUUCAACCAUGUUUUUCCCGCAUUCCAACAGGACAUUCGGUCCUCUCUUGUACAGUGUCACCGCAGGCAGCGCUAAAUAAGGCCACUUGUGACAAACAGUCGAAGAAGAAGCAGAUCUUGACCAGACCGUAUGAUGUUGAAGAAGAUUAAGCCAUCCACUGGGAUCCCUGUGUUUUUCUUGGACGGUAGAGCUGCUGGCAUAGACACUAAGCAGAUCCUGCAGCUUUUGAAAGGCCAGCAGGGGCAUAAACACACCCCGAGGCUGAGGGGUUUGUAGCAGACACGCUGGAGGCUGAGACCAGGGGGGGGGGGCUGGUUACAGCGCCUGGUUUCAGGACUAUUUUAACAGCAAACGCAUCAGUGAGCUGACCAGACAAUGAACUCUCCUCACCAGACUGCAGGCAAAGAAGAGAGCACGUGCAAUACUUGCAAUGUGAUUGUGUUAUUUUUUUUCCUGGUGCAGAAUAUCUGUGCUUCAAAAUCAUUUCUCUAUCCCCUUUUUGGUAGUUUUCUCUCUGUCUAACUUUGUGUCACCUGUGCACAUACACUACUGGUCAAAAG
Centropristis striata (black sea bass) is the source of this 1924-nucleotide messenger RNA. Its product is annotated as 7 transmembrane receptor domain-containing protein. Gene Ontology annotation, cellular component: neuron projection; plasma membrane. Gene Ontology annotation, biological process: G protein-coupled receptor signaling pathway. Bases 151 to 1239 code for a protein of 362 amino acids. Lineage: Eukaryota; Metazoa; Chordata; Actinopteri; Perciformes; Serranidae. Gene Ontology annotation, molecular function: neuropeptide Y receptor activity; neuropeptide binding. The record is from RefSeq and is a predicted model, not a curated record. The transcript is spliced from 4 exons.